GGAAGUGUCGUGUAGUUGUUGUUGUCUUUGUGGUGUAGUUUGAUGCCGCUCGCGCAGCAUCGACGCGGCAGGAAGCGGACGAGAGGCGGAGCGCCACCGACGGCGACGGCGAAGCAGCAGCAGCAGCAGCAGCAGCAGCAUCACCACCAUGGCGACGCAAGGACCGGAGUCGGCCCGCCCUGCGCCCCUCGCGUCGCCGCCGCCUGGCCAAAAUCUUAGCAACGGCGCGCCCUCGCCGCCCAACAACCGCGGCUUGGAACGGACGCUGGAGGAGGCGACCCUCAGCGGCUCGCUCAACCUCAGCGCCCGUAAACUCAAGGAUUUCCCACGGACGGCCGCCGGUCACGACCUGAGUGACACGGUGGAGGCAGAUUUGUCCAAGAACCGUCUGUCUGACGUUCCCUCAGAAGUGUGCCACCUGGUGGCCUUGGAGACCCUCAACCUGUACCACAACUGCAUCAGGAGCAUCCCGGAUGCCGUCAUCAGCCUGCACUCGCUCACCUCGCUCAACCUCAGUCGCAAUCAGCUGAGCUCUCUACCGGCCUGCUUGUGCACUUUACCGCUCAGAGUCCUCAAUGCCAGCAACAACAAACUUGUCAGCCUACCAGAGAGCGUCGGACAACUACGCCGCCUCAUGGAGCUGGACAUCAGCUGUAACGAGCUCACAACUCUUCCACGACACAUCGGACGACUGCGAGCUCUAAGGGAGCUCAAUGUACGCCGGAACCUGCUCUGCGUCCUUCCAGAAGACCUGGCGGACCUUCCUCUGGUCAAGUUGGACUUCUCGUGCAACAAGGUGUCCACCAUUCCGCUGAGCUACCGGAAGAUGGCGCAGCUACAGGCGCUGCGGCUGGAGAACAACCCGCUGCAGAGCCCCCCAGCACAGAUAUGUCUUAAGGGUAAAGUUCACAUCUUCAAGUAUCUCAGCAUGGAGGCGUGUCGCAGCGACAAGAUGGCCGACGCUCUCUACCUCCCUGUCAUGGAGCGCCUCAGCCUGACGCGUGUGGAGGACAUGGAGCAGCAAAGGAAGCAGGACAGCGACUCUGGAGUCGGCAGCGAUAUUGGAGACAAGAGGCUAUCAGCAACGGAGCCAUCGGAUGAAGACAGUUUGAGUCUCAACGUUCCAAUGAGUCACAUCACGGAGGAGGACGGACUCAGUAAAGACGACUCCAGCGAACACAUCAGCUCUCUGACAGAUCCCAGCUCGGAGCCGGUGCGGCUUAUCGAGGAGAGCCCAACAGAGGCGCUGAGGGAGCAGCUGGCCUAUCGAGACGCCGCCGCUCGCUUGGAGCGUACGACGACGUCGGCAGACUUAGACGAGCCGCUGAGGAUCGAUGAAGACUUGCACUGGACCACAGAGCAGCGUUCCAGGUCAAAGGUAACAGGGGACAGUGGGCUGCACUUGGACAUGAUCAGCCAGCUUAAAGAGGCUGUGGAGCUACUUCAGGAUCCCAGCAGAAUCAACUUGGAGCAAGAGGACCUGUGCGGGGUGCAACUGUACCCCGUGGAAUUGGUCACAGUGGAAGAGUCUGUCAACGGGCAGGACAGCGAUGAUGACGUCACCACACCAAAGCGACUAGACCAGUCUGAUGGCAGAUUUCCCGCACUCUCCAGCGUACCAUUUGGACUGAAACCUCGCUCAGCCCCGUCCUCGCUGCCCUGCUCGCCCCCUCCCUCGCCCUCCCCCUCCCGUCUCUCACAGGCCCCGCCGCUCUUCUGUGGUUUUCGCCGUAGCCGCGGCAACGGAGGCGUGCCGGAGCGUGUGUUCCUACGCAGCCACAAGAGUCUGGAGUGUGUGGACCCUCAGUUCACCAUGAGGAGGAAGAUGGAGCAGCUGAGAGAAGAGCUAGAGCUGAUGGAACAGCUCAGAGAUAGUAUUGAGAGCCGCCUGAAGGUGGUUCUUCCCGACGACUUGGGCAACUCACUGAUGGAUGGCGUAGUGCUUUGCCACCUGGCCAAUCACAUUCGCCCGCGCUCAGUCGGCAGCAUCCACGUGCCCUCGCCCGCUGUGCCCAAACUCAGCAUGGCCAAGUGUCGCCGGAACGUGGAGAACUUCCUGGACGCCUGUCGGAAGAUCGGUGUGCCCGAGUGUUCUCUGUGCUCCCCGUAUGAUAUCAUCCAGCGCCGCCUGCCGCCGCUGUGCGCCACGGUCAGGAUGCUGGUGGGCGGGAAGCGGCCGGAGGGGAUCCCGCCUCAGAAAAAAAGCCCCCCCGCCGCUGCCCUCCCGUCGCAGGACUCUGUCUCGGUGACCACUCAGACCCCGCCUCUGGCCUGGCGGUGGUGGGACUUGAUUGGCUGCAGCCUGGUUCACGUCCUCUGCCUGAUGUUGCUCUUUGCCGUCUACGUGUGGAGCGAGCUGACGUAACCGCGGCUCAACAAAAAACUUAUUUUUUUUUUCUUCCCCAGGAGCACACAUAACAAUAGGACGAGUUUCUCUUUGCACAUGUUCGCACAACUAUAAACUGAAAAGGACCAAAAUUUCAACCUGAAAAGGUCCCCAAUUUAAACAUUAAAUUUGACCAUGAAACCGCCCAGUUUCAAUCUGAAAACAGCCCAAAUUCAAAACUGAAGAUAAUCCAAAUUUCAACCUGAGAAUGCCCCAGUUUCAACCUUGGACUAGAACAUGAAAUCGAUCCCAAUGUCAAACUAUCUGAAUUUGAAUGUGAAAAUGACCCCAAUUCCAAUCUAAAAAUAUCUUACUACUGUGUAAUGUGAAAACAACCGAAAUUCAAACGAAGAAUGAAUGACCUGUCGAUUGUGAGAUCUGAUCGGCUGCAGCCUGGUUCACAUCUCUGGUGCGCACCUUUUUCAGUUAUUGUCAUUAUUGGUCCAAAGAAAUGACAAUGACAUGCUUGACUAGCUUCCCACGCUAGCGUCGAGCUGCUUGAAAACGGCCCCAAUUUUAACCUGAAUACGGUCACAAUUUGAACGUAAACAGUCCCAAUUUCAGGCUUGAAUUUGAACUCGAGCAUAUUCCCAAUUUCAACCUGGAACUUGAAAAGGGUCCCAGUUUCAACCUAAAAACUGAACUGUUUGAAACUGAAAAGUGCCCCAGUUCGAACAGGAAUACACCCCCUAUUUAAUGUAACAGUCCGAAUUGAAAUCUGAAAACGUCUCCCAUUUAAUCUGAAAACAGCCCCAAUGUGAACGUGAAAACAUUUCAUUUUGUGAUUGAAAUCAUACCACUCGGUUAUUAUCUGCAAUGUUCUUAGAAGGCUAACGCUAGCUCAUGUUAGCAUGGCCCUGUUAGCAUUUAGCUUUAGCUUCUUCUCGUGUCGACUUUUGUAGGUUUUUCUAAUUGCUUACAUUUUAAAAAUUUGAGCAACAAAAUGCUAAUCUACCACAAUCCUACCAGAAUAUUUUAACAGCGCAACGUCUGCUAGCAGCGAUGCUAACAUGAAUCUCAGCGAGCAAAUGGUUAACAAACAGUGGAUAAACGGCUGGAGACUUGUGUACGAAAACCUGUGUUUGAUGGCUCAAAUCUCGACACGUCGAAGCAUUUGUUUUCUUCCAGAAUUUAUUUGCGGAGAUGAAUAGUUUCUAGCUAAGCUAAUGAGCUAGUUUCUCAUAGAAAACAGAAGCCAUAUGAAAAUGCUCGGUUUAAAAAUGUACAAUUUGUGCUUUGUUAUGUCCUUGAAAACUUGAAACGUUGGCAACGGUAAAGCAGAGUAAGAAACUGUGAUUUACGUGAUAGCUUUGUGUUACAAAGAAACCAUAUUUAACCAUAUGUAUGUUUAGCUACUUAAGAUGUUAAAUUAUUUCCUUGAUUUAACCGUGUUGUGUGAUUUUCUUUUUUUUUUUUUUUAUUUAUUUUUUUAUGCCUCUGUGCCUACCUGUUACGGACGUUAACGACACACUAACGGUGACAUUUCCAUUUCUUUGUGACGACGCUGCCGGAGGUGGGGCUGUUAAAGCAUUUCAGUGAAAGUUGUGCUGUGUUUGAAUUUCAAACCUGAAAACAGACUCGAUUUCAAUGAGAAAUCACCCCCACUUUUGAAGUGAAAACAGUCCAAUUUGAUAUUAAAAACAAUUAAGAUUGUGAUCUGAAAACCAACAAUUUGAACCUGAAGUGGGGCCAAUGGAGUGUGGGGGGCAUUUCACCCUGAAAACAGCCUUAUCUGAACCUAAAAAAUUCAAAUUUCAACCUAAAAAUAACCUGUUUCAUCCUAAAAACAGACCCAAUUUCACGCUUAAAACAACUCAAAUUUAACCAGAAAAUGACUCUAGUUUCAACCGAAAAAUGGCUCCAAUUUGAACCAGACAAACCUGUUUUUUUUUCAACCUGAAAAUACCUAAUUUCAACAUUACGGCUCCAAUUUCAACCUAAAACCACCCAAUAUACUGUAGCUCUAAAUACAACCAAAUUCCAACUCGGAAAAUCCUCAGUUCGAACUUGAAAAUAACCUAUUUUAGACCUGAAAACUGCCAAUUUAUAAUUGAAAAAUGACCCAAUUCCAAGUUUAAAAUUGCCCAAAUUUAACCUGAAAAUGGCCCCAGCUUCAACCUUAAAAUUGCCUCAUUUGAAUCUGGAAAAUCCCUGCUUUGAACCUGAAAAAAAGCCAGAUAUGCACAUAAAAAUUCCCUCAAUUUCUACCGAAAAUCGGCUCCAAUUUCAACCCGACAACGGGACCUAUUUCAACCUGAAAACACCCCCCAAUUAUUGUAAAUCGAAGAGUCCAAAUUUCAACCUUUUAAACCCCCAACCAGUCAAAUUUCAACCUGGAAAGUCGUUAGUUCAAACCUGAAAAUUGCCUGAUUAGGACCUGAAAAUGGCCCCAAAUGGAACCUGAAAACUGCCAAAUUUCAACCUGAAAAGUCCCCAAUUUGAACUGCCUCAAUUUCAAUUUGAAAGCAUCACAAAUUCCAUCGAACAGUCCCAAAUUUCAACAUGAAAAGGUCAACCUGAAUAUAGCCUGAUUUAGACAUGGAAAUGGCCCCAAUGUGAAACUGAAAAUUGCCCCAAUUAGAACCUAAAAACAAUUUCAACCAAAAAAAUCCCCAGUUUGAACGGUGUGGUUUAAAAACAGAAGAUGAGUCUUACAAAGUGGGAUAAUUGCACCACUGUAGAAUCUCUGCUUGAAAGGCACCAGCGGAAAAGUGGCUCUCUUGUUCUGGAUGUCUUCUAAACACUUGUCUAAACCACGUGCCGCACUUUUUGUCCUCUUUGUCCCGCCUUGCCUUCCCAGGACAAGCUGUGUCUCCCGCACCACAUCCUGGAGGAGAAAGGCCUCGUUAAGGUCAGCGUCAUGGUCCAGGCCCUCCUGGACCACAAGCCCUCCAGACCGGGACAGCACACGUGAGGAUCAUCGCAUGAUGGAAAACAUGAUGGGAGUUUUUUGGGGCGACUGACAAUUUUAGAUGUUACAUUGCAAUUCCUUUCCACAGGCUUGGUACCAUUAAAAAAAAAAAAAAAACGCUAACAUUGGGAGCCGUUCGCUGUUUUAAUCUUGCACACACCAAAAAAAAAAAAUCUGGCCGUUUGAAAUCCAGAGACACUGUGAGAUAUAUAUAUAUCGGAAUUUUAAGUAAAGCAUCCUAAAAUAUCCCAGGCAAUGAAAUUCCGGCUUUUCUGUUACGGAAUCCCGAGACUACAUCUAGUUUGCAGGAUGCCAUUUUGCGGUAUUAUCCUGCUUCGCUGUGUCUUGUUUGAGAUUUAGGUCAAUAAUCCGCUAGUUAGGGUUUUAGUUCCUCCAGUAUUUCGCAGGUUAAUACAACAUUUAGAAUAUUUUUGCCACCUUUGUCGACUUUUAAAUAAAAAUGUUUUGCUCGCGUUUGUAUUUAAUCGGCAACAAAAAUAUAUUUAUAACAGGACUUUGCGUACAUUCAAGAACUAUUUUUGGCUAAUAUAUUUUUGUUAGAAUUGUGUGGAUUUUUUAAACCAUAUGUCGCAUCUCUGUGGACUUUUUGAGCCAGCAUGUUUUGUAACAUUUUGGUCGGCUUUAAGUGAAAAUGAUCCGAUGUUCUUCCAAACGCGCGACCAUGACCAAUCAUUUUUAAGAGUGUACAUUUUAGCUGGUGGGUGUCAUUAAGUAAACCGCGAACUGGCUACCAGUUCUUUUUUUAAUCACUAUGUUGUAAUAUCUCAUCCUGCCAGACUGGGUGGCAGGAAGAGCUUUCCAAAUAAUUUGCUCCUUUGAAAAAUGUUAUUUAUGCAAUUUAAUGAUUCUAUAUAGACACGUGAGGAUUAUUUGUUCAAAAAUAUUAAAAUCCAAAAUAUUGCAAAUGUUAAAGGAAACUUUUGCAUUUCCCCCCCCCCACAAUUUAAGAGAUCCCAUUUGUCGUAGUAAACAUUUCUAUGUCAUGCUUUUGUCAAAAAUCCCCCAAGGAUCAAGAAAUCUACAUAGACAUGUUUACAUCAUAUUUCUCGCCAGGGUGAAAUUGUCUCGUUUCAGUGACGGAUCUGUCCUGAGUGUGGAAAGUGAGCGAGCGGCCAUUAUUAAAAAUGCUGCUAAUCUGAGCAAACACUGCAGCUCUGCUUACCUUUUGGAUUUGACACGCUUGGGCCAAAGUGGUUGUUUGUUUCCCUCUGGAAAGUAGUUUUGGCUCCGUUACAGCAAUAAACACAAACUGACUUUAUCGGCACUUUAACUUUUCUAUUUAUGUUUUGUUGUUUUUUUUGCUUUUCUUUUUGUUUUUGACUGUGACGUUAACAAAAACCUUUUAUGAAAAGAAAGUGUAAAUAACUUGAGUACGCUCACGUUUUUUUUUUAUCCGACGGGGAGCAAGUGUAUUAUAAAUAUUUUUGAUUAAGGAUGUUUUCAUUGUUGUUGUUGAUGCAUGAAAAGUCCCUUUGAUGCGCCUUAACUGCUGUGGAGCUUUUUGUACAUCCAAAGAGUGUUUUGUUAUCACUGCAAUUAAAAAAAAAAUAUCUGCA
Phyllopteryx taeniolatus (common seadragon) is the source of this 6874-nucleotide messenger RNA. It is a transcript of the gene lrch1, whose product is annotated as leucine-rich repeats and calponin homology (CH) domain containing 1. Gene Ontology annotation, molecular function: protein binding. NCBI's taxonomy places the organism in Eukaryota, Metazoa, Chordata, Actinopteri, Syngnathiformes, Syngnathidae. The coding region runs from base 149 to 2365 and encodes 738 amino acids. The record is from RefSeq and is a predicted model, not a curated record. The transcript has 19 exons.